Molecule: messenger RNA, 1158 nt
Organism: Linnemannia hyalina
Lineage: Eukaryota; Fungi; Mortierellomycota; Mortierellomycetes; Mortierellales; Mortierellaceae
Source: the annotation of a GenBank genome assembly
AUGUCUGAAGUCACUGUCAACGUCAAGGCCUCCAACGACCAAAAGUAUGUCAUCACCCUCAAGACCACAGACACCGUCCUCGACUUCAAGAACAAGAUCGCUGAAAACUGCGACACCCCCGCUGACAGAAUGCGUCUGAUCUACUCUGGUCGCGUCCUCAAGGACCAGGACUCCAUCGAGUCCUACAAGAUCGCAGAGGGGCACACCGUUCAUAUGGUCCGCAGUGCCGUUGCUGCUGCUGCUGGCUCUGCUGCACCUGCUGCUGCUGCUGCCACUACUACACCUGCUGCGCCUACUACACCUGCGGCUGCUACCACUAUUACUCCCGCUGCUGCUACAGAUCCCUUCGGAACUGGAGCCGGAGCAUUGCCCAACCCUUGGGCAAACAUGAUGGGCGGCGGCAUGGGAGGUAUGGGCGCUAUGGGCGGUAUGGGCGGUAUGGGAGGCAUGGGCGGUAUGGGAGGUAUGGGCGGCGGCAUGGACCCCAACAUGAUGAACCAAAUGAUGCAGGACCCCAACUUUGCCCAGUACAUGUCCACUAUGCUUCAGAACCCCCAGGUGCUCGAGUCGAUGAUUUCGAUGAACCCUCAGUUGGCGGCCAUGGGACCCGAGGUCCGUCAGAUGCUCCAGUCGCCUCAGUUCCAGCAAAUGAUUUCCAACCCAGAGAUGCUUCGUCAGGUCGCGCAGAUGAGUCAACAGAUGGGUGGUGGUAUGGGCGGCAUGGGUAUGGGAGGGAUGGGAGGUAUGGGAGGUGGAAACAUGUACAACCCCUGGGGAACGACCGCACCUGCUACUGCUACCACGCCUGCUUCAACGACAACACCCCCUACUUCUGAAGCUGCUGCAACACCCGUCACACCCGCAUUCAACCCUUUCGCAGCCCUCGGGGGAGCAGGUGUUAAUCCCGGAGCAGGAGGAGCCCCCAACCCUAUGGCACAAUACUGGGCACAGCAGAUGGCAGCAAUGGGCGCAGGAGCAGGCAUUGGAGCAGCCGCCCCCGCUCAGCCUCAGGAGCCACCAGAGGUCCGUUUCCAGGUUCAGCUUCAGCAACUGAACGAGAUGGGAUUCUGGGAUGCUGCCAAGAACAUUCGCGCUCUUUUGGCCGCUGGAGGAAACGUUAAUGCCGCCAUUGAGAUGCUUUUCUCUGGUAGCAUUUAA